Messenger RNA from Prorocentrum cordatum, 1072 nucleotides. The record is from the annotation of a GenBank genome assembly. NCBI's taxonomy places the organism in Eukaryota, Dinophyceae, Prorocentrales, Prorocentraceae.
AGGUGCCCGCGUGCGUGCUCGCCACCGCGGCGGUCGCGAUCGUCCUCCGCGCCUGCUGUCGGGCCGUCUUCUCGGGCGGCACCCUGGGCCUCGAAGACCUGCGGGCCGAGGCCGCGAACGGGAUGGUCACGUGCUCGCUGGUGGCGGGCAACCAGUUCCUGCCUGGCGUGGCCUCGGCGUGCAUGCGGGCGCUGCCGUGCUUCCACACCCAGAAGGCCGUUGACGGGAGCGCUAUAGCCCAGUUCUUGGUCUACGAACCGGGCACGGUGUGCCGCGAGAACGCGCAGCACUUGGGGACGUGCGGCCUGGCGCUUCUCUUCACGGCCGCCGUCGGCCCCGCCUACUGGCUGGCGCUCCUGGGCCGCCGGCGCGGGGCGCAGCAGGCGGGGCCCGUGAGAUUUCUGGCGGGAUCUUACCGCUCCGGCUUCGAGUGGUGGGAGGCUGGGCGCCUCGGCAAGACGAUGCUGAUCGCAUCCGUCGUUACGGCAUCGCCCUCCAGCUAUUGCCCGCUGCAGCAGCUCAUGGUUUGCCUCCUGAUCACUGUCGCCUUCAACCUCUGGCACUGCUCCAGCCGCCCGUACAAGUAUUGGGUGCUCAACGUUGUCGAGGCGGGUUCGCUCUUCACCCUCAGCGUUGGCAUGGUGUUCUCAGGGUUGUUGGCCGGCGCCAGGUGGCCACUAACCCUUGGCUUCCAGAGCAACAUAAUUGCUGGCAUUGCAUCGUUAUUAAUCCUUUACUUCAUGGCGCUGGUGGGCCUUUGGGUGAAUGUCAAAUUUUUCUGGACCGACGACGCCAACGAGGAGUCGCUCGCGGAGGACGGCCCGGCCACCGACCAGUGAGCACGCUGAAGCAGUGCAGCUCGCUUUCGGCGCUUUCGGUUUCCCCUCCCUCUUUUCGGCCCCUCGCCCCCUCCGCGCCCCGAUUUGCUGGAUUCCUCCUCCGUUUCCUCCUCCUGCUCCGAGACACCCAGGCACGGCGGGGGCGCGGGGAGCAUCCAGAGCAACCCUUGACAUCUCGCGCAUCCCCGCCGAGUUCCAUCCAGGGAGCGAGUCUUGGAGAGAUCUGCCACGAG